CUCCCUCGCAGGCAGCCCCAUCCUGGGGAGGAAGACAGGAGAAAGCCUGAGGAGGAACCGGUGCGGGCAGGGGGUGUGCCGGGAACAAGGUCAGGCCAGGAGGCCCCUGAGGACAGGGGCUGUGGGGAGACCAGGGCUGAGGGGAAAGCAAAGGAACAGAGCCAGGGCCAAAGGCAGAGGGGCCAGCAGGGAGGUAUUUGCGGGGGAGGCCCAGCAGCUGUCUUUCUAAGACAGGGACACAUGGGCCUGGUUAUUCCUCUUGUCACAUGUGGAAUGACAGGAGAUGGAAGAGGGAGAAAGGCAGGGCACGGGCACCGAGAUAAGUGGACCUGGGCUGGGCUCAACCCAGCACUCACUCCUCACGUUCCCAUCCCCUCAGCUGGCCAAAGCCCUCUGCCAGCAAAUGACCCCUAAGAGGACCCCUGUAGCACAGGCCGUACCCAGAUCCCCACCUGGAAAGGGAGAGUGACAAGACGGGACUCCCUAGGGGGUUAUAGGAAAGUGAGAAGGCAAGAGCCGAUUGGAUUUCAGCAGCAGGUAUGGUGUCCAGGGAAAAGAAAUGUAGAUAGCCAGGAGCUGAAAACCCACCAGUCUGAAGCAAGACCUCUGUGCUGCUUCCUCCAGGACACAGGUGUCCUGCCAGAUCCUCCUCCCUCCACCCCCCACCCCCAACAACAACAAAAAACCCUCUGCUCCUUUCCCACCUCUGCCUGUUGUCAGGUCCCAGACUUCCCAUCUGCUAGCAGAAGACAGAAUCCCCUAUCCAAAUCCUCCCGUGGUGUGUGUGGGUGGAGGAGCUGGGCUCCACUAGUGGACCAUGAGCCAGGCAGGGGCUCCGGGUCCAGCGCGGGUGGGAGGAGAAGGCGUCACUUCCGGGGGCCUUUGCCAGUGUCCAGUGGCUCCCUGCUCUCUGAUUGGGCAGAAGUGGCCAGGGCAGGCGUGUGACCCCACUGCCGUGGAGAGGCUGUGCCCCAGUGCCACAAGUCUUCCUACCCAUCGGCUCCCCAGAGCGCUGCCUGCUGUGCACCUGGGUCCUUGAGCCCUUCUCCACCUGCAUAGAUUCCAGAUCCUCUCCGCUGGCCUACCUGUGCCCCGCCCCACUCAGCCCCCAAGUGCAAGAGCUCCAGCCGGCUCCAUGGCCCCAGGAAGGACUCAGCGGAGAGGCCCCACUCAGGGAGCCACUCCAGCCAGACCCGCUGGCCAGAAUGGUGGUGACUGAGUUGCUCCUCGUGGUCAUGCUUCUGCUAACUGCAAGACUCACUCUGUCCAGCCCAGCUCCUCCUGCCUGUGACCCCCGACUCCUAAAUAAACUGCUUCGUGACGCCCAUGUCCUCCACGGCAGACUGAGCCAGUGCCCAGACGUUAACCCUUUGUCCACACCUGUCCUGCUGCCUGCUGUAGACUUUAGCUUGGGAGAAUGGAAGACCCAGACGGAGCAGACCAAGGCCCAGGACAUUCUGGGAGCAGUGACCCUUCUGCUGGAGGCAGUGAUGGCAGCACGGCGACAGCUGGAACCCACCUGCCUCUCCUCCCUGCUGGGACAGCUUUCGGGACAGGUCCGCCUCCUCCUUGGGGCCCUGCAGGGCCUACUUGGAACCCAGCUUCCUCCACAGAGCAGGACCACAGCUCACAAGGAUCCCAAUGCCAUCUUCGUGAGCUUCCAGCAACUGCUCCGAGGAAAGGUGCGUUUCCUGCUGCUCGUAGCAGGGCCCACGCUGUGUGUCAGGCGGGCCCCACCCACUGCCGCUGUCCCAGGCAGCACCCCUCUAUUCCUCACACCAAACAAGCUCCCAAACAGGACUUCUGGAUCGCUGGAGACCAGCUCCAGGGUCACAGCCAGAACUACUGGCGCUGGACUUCUGAACAGGCUGCGGGGACUCAGGGCCAAGAUUCCUGGUCUGCUAAACCAAACCCUGGACCGAGUCCCUGGACAUCCGAACAGGACACACGGACCCCUGGGUGGAACUCACGGACUCUCUCCUGGGCCCUCAGCCAGCACCCUGGGAGCCUCGGUCAUUCCCCCAGAGACUUCGGACGCAGGUUCCCUGCCACCCAGCUUCCAGCCGGGAUUCUCUCCUUCCCCAACCCAUCCUCCUCCUCCAUGGUACACACUCUUCUCUCCUGCCCCAGCCCCGCCCAGCCACAUGGUCCAGCUCCAGCCCCUGCGUCCUGACCGUCCAGCUACCACAGCCAACCCUGGUAGUCCUGUGCCGGUUGCAACCCACCCUCAGAAUCUGUCGCCGGGAGGGUGAGGUGCUCAACUGGUGACACAGCCCAUUCCCUCCCCAGGAGAGGCCGGGCCGCGUGCCCUGCCUUCACCUGAAACCCAAAGCCCUGGUAACGAGGGACACGGCGCAAACCAUUUUUCACUGUAUGUUAUAAAACUUCAGAAGCUUCUAUUUUUUUAAGCUAUCAACAAUAUUCAUCAGAGCAGCCAGUUAUCUUUGGUCUGUUUUCUGCACACAUUUGCGCCUCACCAACGCUCUAUGUGCUUUUCCAUACGGCAGUUCUGGAAAGGCCUGAACUGGCUCUGGCCUUUGGACAGAGGUACAGACUGAUGCUAUGUCAG
This is a messenger RNA of Lepus europaeus (European hare), 2569 nucleotides long. It is a transcript of the gene THPO, whose product is annotated as thrombopoietin. Gene Ontology annotation, molecular function: cytokine activity; hormone activity. The record is from RefSeq and is a predicted model, not a curated record. Gene Ontology annotation, cellular component: extracellular region. Bases 1206 to 2252 code for a protein of 348 amino acids. Lineage: Eukaryota; Metazoa; Chordata; Mammalia; Lagomorpha; Leporidae. The transcript has 6 exons. Gene Ontology annotation, biological process: positive regulation of ERK1 and ERK2 cascade; thrombopoietin-mediated signaling pathway; positive regulation of hematopoietic stem cell proliferation.